CUCUAUUACAAAUAUUCAUGCUUGCAUAAAAAAGAAGGGAAAAAAAAAAAGUUUCACUUCUUGCAUUCAAAAAUCUACAUCAACAUUCUUUCCGACAUUCAACACCCCGCCAUGUCUGAAGAAAGCAAAAACAACGAUCUCGGCCUCUCAGCAUCUCUUGCCAACACCGCUUUAUUUGACAAGUCCCACCAAGCUCAGGAUACACCUACGGAUGGACCUCUUUUCCAAGAUAUUGAUGGUGACCAACGAGUCACCGAGAUCGAGUCACUGUGCAUGAACUGCCAUGAGAGUGGAACAACUCGUUUACUGUUAACUAGAGUGCCUCACUUCCGCGAGGUAAUCAUCAUGGCAUUUGAUUGCCCACAUUGUGGCUACAGAACUAAUGAGCUGCAGCAGGCAAAUGCGGUCGCUGUUGGAGGCGCUAUCUACACCUGCAAGGUCACUACCAAAGCAGACCUCAACCGCCAGCUCGUCAAGACUAAUACCGCAGUUGUCAAAAUUCCCGAAAUUGAUUUUGAAAUCCCUGCCCAACGGGGACACCUAACGACGAUCGAAGGUAUUCUGCAAACAGCUAUAGACGACCUGGGAAGUGACCAACCUGUGCGCAGGCAUAUGGAUGAAGCUCUAUAUCACCAGAUCGACGGCAUUAUCAAGAAGCUUCAGGACUGUGCCGAGAACAAAUUUCCAUUCACCAUUAUUCUGGAUGAUCCAGCUGGGAACUCUUAUAUUGAAUCAUUAGACGCCCCAAAACUCGAUUCAAAACUGGAUCUCUCUGUGUAUAUGCGUACACGCGCUCAGGAACGUGCCAUGGGACUUUCUGUGCCUGAAGAUGAAGACGAAAACGAGAAGAUUAAAGAGACUGAGGAGACUGAGGAGGCUGUCCCUGUGCCCAUGACUAAAGAUCAGCAGAUCGAGCAUGCUCAGAGACAGCUAUGGGAAGCGGGACUAACGGAGACUGACCUACAGAAAGAACGUGAGGCAAAGAGUCAAGCUGCUAUUGUUGAAGGCAAGGAUCCUAAUCUCUCUGAAGAUGAGGAAGAGCUUCCUGAUGUUCUUUCUUUCCCAGCCAACUGCUCCUCCUGCAACGCACCUAGUGAUACAAAAAUGCAUAUAUUGGACAUUCCACAUUUUAAAGAAGUCAUUAUCAUGUCGACUACUUGCGAUCACUGCGGAUAUAAGAGCAACGAAGUCAAGGCAGGGGGCCCUGUCAGCAAAAAUGGGAAGCGUAUCAUACUUAAAAUCGAGGAUACUGAAGAUAUGAGCCGUGACAUUCUCAAAUCCGAAACUUGUGGAUUGUCCAUUCCUGAAAUCGACCUGGAGCUAAAAUCUGGUACUCUAGGCGGCCGCUUCACCACAGUGGAAGGUCUAUUGAGACAGGUUCAUGAAGAACUAUCAAGCAAGGUACCUGCAGAAUCGGAAAAUCAACCUGACCGUCGUCGUGUAUUUACAAAGUUCUUGGACAAACUUGAGCAGGUCAUGUCACUUGAGAUUAAAAGCACUCUGAUUCUUGAUGAUCCUCUUGGCAAUUCAUAUCUUCAAAACCUGUACGCCCCUGAGCCAGACCCUGCUAUGACUAUUGAGGAAUACGAACGUACAUUUGAACAAAACGAGGCAUUAGGGCUGAACGACAUGCGCCUAGAGAAUUAUGAGGGAGAUGUGGAUGAUGCCAGGUCAGCACACCAUGAAGCUGAACAUCAUGGUGAAGAAGAUGGAUUAACAGAAGAACAGAAAGAGGCUGAAGAGACCUCGGGAGGUGGUGUCUCAGGUGGUCAUUAAUAUAGAAGACGUGAUGUUUUAGGGCAGUGUAGGGAGAGUGCAGAAGCUGUGAAGCAAAGUCAGCAGAUGUAGAUUAAAUUUCAUUAUGAACUAUAAAAUAAAGCAAGCAUCACCAAGGUAG
Molecule: messenger RNA, 1897 nt
Organism: Lobosporangium transversale
Lineage: Eukaryota; Fungi; Mortierellomycota; Mortierellomycetes; Mortierellales; Mortierellaceae
Product: ZPR1 zinc-finger domain-domain-containing protein
Exons: 4
Coding region: 112-1776 (554 amino acids)
Cellular component (GO): nucleus; cytoplasm
Molecular function (GO): zinc ion binding
Source: RefSeq, a predicted model, not a curated record